GUAACUAUUUCAGUUUCAUGAAGCCGGGCAAGAGAAACCUCCUUGGAAGAGAAUUUCAACUUGUGUACUAGUACUUGGUCAGGUGAUAAGAGGCUGACAACCCACAAAGCAAAUCUCAGCAAGCCAAAUUGGUCUGACAGGAGCCAAACUUUCUGAGGUUCAGAUAAACGUACGUGAUUGCUGCAAUGGCGCUUCUGUUCCAAUGUUCUUGCUCCGUAAGAGGUAGCGUCGGUGCGUUUCUGCUGAUUCUGGUCGCAUUCGUCAGUUCUGGACAUGCUCAAAAUGUCCGCGUUAUGCUUGACCAAGCCGACUUGAUUGGUGCAGGCACGCUCCGCGCAACGUGUGUCGAUAUGGAUGGCAACCCUAGUAAUCUGCCUAUUGACUGGUCUUUCGCCGAUGAUUCGGCGGUACUACCGGAGGGAACGAACUUCUCCAUCAGCGGCCAGAAUUCGGAAACGAUUGUCCUGCGCGUCGCCAGGGUAGUCAUGCCUGCUGAUAGCUUGGUUAACAUCCGUGCGGUUAUCCAUUUCAGGUGCGCAACGCAGGUGUCCACGAGCGACGACGCUACUGUGACGCUGUACAAUGAUCUGUGUCUGGAGGAGUACUUCUACUGCUUUCGCCGCUUCAACUAUGCCCUGGGCUCGGCGACAUGCACAAGCGGCCUGUCCACUGUUUCGGUCUCCGGCACACCCUUCAUUUCGGCCCAGUACAACUGCACGUGCCUGUCCGGCAAUGCUGGCGCUCCCUGCAGAAGCGUGCGCGACUGCGUCGCGAAUGCGGCCACCCCAAGAGAUAGGCUUCUUCAGUGCACAGAACUCUACCCAGAACGACUCACUGUGACGCCUUCCAGGGUGGAUGUCUUCACGGGCUCCAGCGUCACCUUCAACUGUACCAGCGUAUUGCCCAUCACAUCAGCAGGGGUGAAUUGGACUUUCCCUCCACAAUUGCCCAUGGACAGCUUGCGCUUCUCAGCGCAAGGAGGCAACACGCUCACCAUCGACCCUAUCACCGCGAACGUCAGUCCUGAUACCUUCGUUUCAACUACUUUUACUGUAACGUGCUCUGCGACCGUCCUUGGUGGCAUGCAACGGGCCAACGCCGUACUCGAUGUUCGUGACUUCUGCACACAGCCAGACGCGUGCCUGCAGUCAACUCUGUAUCCCCCCGGUAGUGCGGAGUGUGUGUCCUCACCCUUCACUGCUCCUCACUGCGAUUGCCUGGCUGGCGCUGCCGGUCAGGACUGCAGAGGGCUGGAGAACUGUGCGAGUGCGACAACUAAUUCAGCUGUUAGUACAUUUUUUGACUGUGCACGUGGCAUCGGCUGCACACUCAAUGAGGCAGGUCAGUACUUCGACUGCAAUUCUGGAAACGCCAUCCUACCAAGCCUCAGCAUGUUAGCAGUCCUGGCGCUAAGCACUUUGUUCAUGUAGUACGAGUGCACUCCAGUUGCUUAUCCUACAUGUACAUGUAUGUACCGCUGCCGCCGCGCAGGGGAUAACUCAUGCAGCGCACAUGUGCAUUUGUACAUGUACAUAUACAAUUUACAGGUUUAAAAAAAAUGGCAGUCAAUACAUUCUACAUGACUGUAAUGGCAUAAAAUAGUUGUAAAACUUAGAAGUAGAUACAAUACAUGUACAACGUACGUGCAUUCAAAACACUUGAGCCAUUAUGGUUUCAGGCAUUCAGAUAGUUAAGCCGUCGCGGGUUACUCUUUUCAUUUAAAUAAAUCAAUUUUGGCAUUAAUUUUGCUUAUUAAAAACAUUCGUUUGUACAUGUGCAACAUUGUUUUGAUUUUUGCCUUUGUUCUUCCUGAAACAGUCAAACUCAGGAAAUAGCACUAUCAUUAUCACUCAGGCUGCUAUAUUCAUAAUUAUAGACAUAUUCAUAAAUGACAUAUCUUCAAUACCCAUGAGCUACAUUGUAUAUUAUCAUCGUUUUAGCUCAUUUUUUCCCGUCAUAGCCCUGUUUAUCAUGUUCAGCAUAAGCGAAGUUGUGGAUCAUGCUUGCAUGGUUGACUCCAACGCGUACAUGCAAGUAAUAAUAAAUAAAUAAUCUUCCUUGGUCCAGUC
This is a messenger RNA of Sycon ciliatum, 2069 nucleotides long. RefSeq lists its product as uncharacterized. The transcript is spliced from 7 exons. NCBI's taxonomy places the organism in Eukaryota, Metazoa, Porifera, Calcarea, Leucosolenida, Sycettidae. The record is from RefSeq and is a predicted model, not a curated record. The coding region runs from base 186 to 1430 and encodes 414 amino acids.